Vidua macroura (Pin-tailed whydah) is the source of this 4445-nucleotide messenger RNA. It is a transcript of the gene HMBOX1, whose product is annotated as homeobox containing 1. Gene Ontology annotation, molecular function: double-stranded telomeric DNA binding. The transcript is spliced from 12 exons. Gene Ontology annotation, cellular component: nucleus. NCBI's taxonomy places the organism in Eukaryota, Metazoa, Chordata, Aves, Passeriformes, Viduidae. Gene Ontology annotation, biological process: positive regulation of DNA-templated transcription. Bases 363 to 1694 code for a protein of 443 amino acids. The record is from RefSeq and is a predicted model, not a curated record.
CGGGCGGGGAGGGGGCUGUGUCCUCGGGGGGCGUGGGGGGGCUGAGGGAUUUCCUCCCCCCUAUUGUUCUCGUCCCUCCGCGCCCCCCGUUAAUCUCCCCUCAAUCUGGGGCGGGGGCGGGCGGGGGGACCCCCCCAGUCCCGCCGGUCCAUGGUGAAGCGGAGGCGCCGGCAGCACCCAGAGAAUGGUGAAUAACACUGAAGACCCUCAAGAGGCUUUGUAACGUCCCAUCCUCAUGUAAAGUAUGCUCAGAACUUUUCCAGUAGUCUGGAAGUAUGUUGGAUUUCAGUAUUAAAAUCACCACUUGAAAUUGUAAAGAUCUGGUUCGCAGCAGGAAAGAAGUCUGAAGCCUGCUGGAAACCAUGUCUCACUACACAGACGAGCCAAGAUUCACCAUAGAGCAGAUCGACCUCCUGCAGCGCCUGAGACGCACGGGAAUGACCAGGCAUGAGAUCCUGCAUGCCCUGGAAACCUUGGACCGCCUGGACCAAGAGCAUAGCGACAAAUUCGGGAGAAGGUCUGGCUACGGAGGCGGCUCCUACGGCAACAGCACCAACAACGUCCCGGCGUCUUCCUCGACGGCCACGGCUUCCACGCAGACCCAGCACUCCGGGAUGUCCCCGUCCCCGAGCAACAGUUACGACACCUCCCCACAGCCUUGCACUACGAAUCAGAACGGGAGGGAGAGUAACGAGAGGUUGUCUGCCUUCAACGGGAAGAUGUCGCCCACCCGCUACCCCCUGGCCAACAGCCUGGCCCAGAGGUCCUACAGCUUCGAGGCUUCCGAGGAGGACUUGGACAUCGACGACAAAGUGGAGGAGCUGAUGAGGAGGGACAGCAGUGUGAUAAAGGAGGAAAUCAAAGCCUUCCUCGCCAACCGGAGAAUUUCCCAAGCAGUUGUUGCACAGGUAACAGGUAUCAGUCAGAGCCGGAUCUCCCAUUGGCUGUUGCAGCAGGGGUCGGACCUGAGUGAACAGAAGAAAAGGGCAUUUUACAGAUGGUACCAGCUUGAGAAGACAAAUCCUGGGGCUACACUAAGCAUGAGACCCGCUCCCAUCCCAAUAGAAGAGCCAGAAUGGAGACAGACGCCUCCCCCAGUCACAGCUACCUCUGGGACCUUCAGACUACGGCGAGGCAGUCGGUUCACGUGGAGAAAGGAGUGCCUGGCUGUUAUGGAGAGUUACUUCAAUGAGAAUCAAUAUCCCGAUGAGGCAAAGAGAGAAGAAAUUGCCAAUGCCUGUAAUGCAGUUAUACAAAAACCAGGAAAAAAGUUGUCGGAUUUGGAGCGAGUCACCUCCCUCAAAGUGUACAACUGGUUUGCCAACAGGAGGAAGGAGAUCAAGAGAAGAGCCAAUAUCGAAGCAGCAAUCCUGGAGAGCCAUGGAAUAGAUGUACAGAGUCCGGGAGGUCACUCCAACAGCGACGACGUGGACGGCAACGACUACUCAGAGCAGGACACUUGGCAAGUACGCAACGGGGAGGAGGAGGGACGAUGUUCCGAGGGAGGCAGAGAAGCAGAGAAGGUAGAAGAAGACAGGAGGAUCUGCUCCAAACAAGAUGACAGCACUAGCCAUAGUGACCACCAAGACCCCAUUUCCUUAGCCGUGGAGAUGGCAGCAGUCAACCACACCAUCCUGGCGCUGGCCCGGCAAGGAGCCAACGAGAUCAAGACAGAGGCUCUGGACGACGACUGAUGCCAAGAAAGGGGAGGGUCAAAGCAAGAAGUAACUUAGUUUUAGACGUAGCACCUUAGCAGACUUUCCUCGGUCCUUAAUAUGUGUUCUUACAGUAUAACUUUGCAGUUUCUUGUACGUCAGUUAGCUGUUAGGGUCUUGUUCUGUGAAGAUGGCAUGGUGCCCUCAGCCUUUGCAUAUACUCUCUCAGUAUUAAUUCCCAAUAAAUAAUCAAUCAACCAACCAACCUCCCUCUCCCGGCCCCCAGUGGCUAGAAAGGUAAAAUCAAAAAAAAAAAAAAAAAAAAAAAAAAAAAAAAAAAAAAGGAAAAAAAAAAAUCUUGCUGCUCUGUCUUAGCAUUCAAAGUGCUUCCAGGUAUUUUAGACAGCCCUCAAUUACAAGUCUUAGGCUACACUUAAAAUCUUGGAUAACCUUAGAGAUGGUGUUGAAACCGAUAGUCCGUACGCUUUCCCUGCCCUGAGACUGAAAGGAUGCAAGCUGAGGUAGUGGCACAGGGUCGAUGGACACCAGACUGGGAGUAUCAACAGAGAGUAAAAAGAACACUUAGAAACCCCACUCCAGCAUGGGAAUAAACGAUUUCCAGCUGCAAUAAGCCGUGCCUCACUGGUCAUACAGUGACUCCGUUUACUUUCGGGUGCUGUGCCGAGAAUGUCCAUUGGAAACACAUUCCCACAUUUCAGUUGAUGCUCACAUAUUCAACACAGACAUCCUCUACUCUCACAAGCUGCGUGGCUCAGUGGAGAAGUGCUGCCUUCUGCCUCUGCGACCAUGGUUGAAGCCCAGCCUGGGAUCAAAUGAAAAAUGAGCUGAAUGUCUAAUGGACAACAGUCCACUUCUCAGAACCACUGCUCGUUCUUGGCAUGGCUGGCAGUGCCUGCUCAGAAGAGGUCUAGACUCUUACCCAUCCGUCAUUAACAAUUUCACCUUUAAUUCCUCCUCUCUCACCUUUUCUGUGCCCACUCUACUCCCCUCUCCACUUUGCCACUUUCGAAAGCAAUGUUUUCCAGGAAGGUUGUUAAGGUCCUAAAAUGGGUGAGUGGAUUUUUACACGCCUGUGUAAGUAAUGCCUACGUCCUGACUAGCCUGAAAGGUUACUGGAGAAUUUGACAUCUGACCAUUGCUAGAUAACCAUCAGAGCAUAAAUAUUCUCCUAAAUAUGAACUUUUUUUGUUUGUUUGAAGGCAGGAGGAUCUCUUACCUGAGAAAUGGGGUGUGAAUGUUUUGUGUUCUCUUUACUCUGUUAAGGUGUGAGAAAGCUAUACUGCUACGAGCAAUUUAAUUAAUAAUUGGAAGCCAUACUGAUAAUGGAUGUGGUAAUAUUUGUAAAGCAAACCUACUCUAAGUAGCAGGAACUAAUGGAAUUGUUUUCCUUGAUCAUAUGUAGCACUUUUGUUACUUUUUUCUUAAAGAUAUUUAUAUUUGAUAAGUCUUUUUUUUAUCAUUUGAGAAUUCCAAAUACCAAACAACAAACUUGCAUUACAGAGUCACCCUGCGAUCACCUUGUCAUCUAGUAUCUAAAUGAUGAACUGUGUGUGCAUCUAAGAAAAUUACAUCUGCUAGCAUUGUGUGGAAAUGAUCUCCUGGCAUCCUGAUAAAAUGAUAUGUUGCUGCCGGUAAGAGGAAACGUUUUGAUGGAAACAGCACGAGAAGCGUUAGAGACGGGCAGGGCUGUGUUACAUUAGCAGAGAACAAAUUAAAAACCUACAGAAAUUUUUGUAAAGAGACACAUAUAUAAAAGUUUGCAUAGCGUUUCCUCCACAUUCUGCUUUAUCUUCCCAGUUCGUGUGGGAGUAGCUUAAAGAGGGGAAAACAGCUCAAGGAUGGGUUUCCCUUUGCUCCCCUCCACUUUCGAGGUGGACGAAGGGAAGUUCCUGUUACUCGCCUUGUUCUCAUCCCUUCCUCCCUCUUAACCCUCAGAGAGCUUCAUGACCUCUCCAGUGUGGCUCCUCAGCAGGUUUUGAGCCAGGCUGAGCCCUCCAGAUCAGCUGCCCCUCUGUCCAUGUGGAGCAAACUGCUCCCCCACGUGCCGAGGAGAUCCUGUGCUCUCAGAGGGCUCUGCCGUGCCACCUCUUUGUCCCUUGGAAGAUCUAUAGGUAGGGCUUGGCCUCGCCUUCCACUUAUGGAUUUCAUUGGAGAAUUUAUGUGCUUUCCUUAGAUACAGAUCACUGGAGCAGAAUGAAGCCAUCUUUUUUUUUUUUUUUCCUGUUUUAUUGCAUUUCUUGAGUAGGCAAAUUCAUAAGUAGUGUCAGGGUGGACUCAGGAAAGGCAGGACUUGGAUCAGUGACCAUUGCACCACUGCAGUUAUUUUCUUACUGCCUGUAUGAAUGUUUUGGUACUUAGGAGUGAAAGGAUGGGGAGAGCUUUUAUUUCUAUUUUUGCACAGCAGAAUGAUCGAGCAAACUCGAGCCUUAGUGGAAUUUUACCUACUUAUUCAUUCCACAGUCACACACUGAGCUGACAGGCAACAUCCACGAUUUAUAGUAAGGAGAUUUUAAUAAUCGAUGACCUCUUUACAUUGGGCUUGCCACCACCAUUUGUUCUGGCUGUUUCAUUUUAAAAAGAACAGACUCAAACUGUUGGACAGCUGCAAUUUUAAAAGAAAUAUUGCUUAUUGCUUACUAUAGUAUCUGUAAAAAAAAAAAAAAGGCAUUGUUUGAGGCUUUGCCUUUUUAAAGCAACAGGGGAGAAUAAAAAUAGUAUUAGAACUUCGUAUCCUGAUUACAGGUUUAUGUGAUGCAGGAUCAGAGAAAC